AUUAUCUAGAAACCGUAUUUUAGCAUGAUAUAUAAAAUCAAUAUUCAAUAACUACCACAAACAUAUUUUGCAAGUUAUUUUUAAUGGUCGAAAUUAUAAACUUGGUGACAAAAUAUAUUAUUGUCUUAAAUUAACCUUACCAUAUAGAACUUCUUCAAAAUUUUGUACCAAACUUAAAAAUUAGGCGGAAACAUUAACUUGGUGAAAAAGUUUUUUUAUUUAUUUAAACAGCUUGGUAUAAAAAUAAUUUAUUUAAAAUUAUCAAAAGAGCUUGAUUCUAAAAUUGUGUAUCACAAAAAUUUGAUUCAAAUUUUAAGAUUUUUAUUGUCUUCUAACAAUAAUAAUAUCGGCAGUAUCCAUUUAUGUAAAUCUUCUUACGCGUUCUUACUUAAUAUAUUGUAAAAUAGGGUAACUCUCAUUUAUGAAUUAAUCACUAUCAUCGACAUUAACUACUUCUUAAACCAAUUGGAAUCUACGGUCAAUUCGUUCGGUUAAAUUAAAACCCAGGAACUUAUCAUCAAACCAAACGGAACACAAUAAACAAACCGGCCACUUUCAUCUACAUUCUUCUGUAUAUCGAUAACAAAAUUGGGUUACAUGUUCUUAGAUGGCUGGCGAUGGUUACGUUGCAACUUAUGUUGAUACUGAAUUGUUAACAUACGAACUAAAGAUACAUAUUGCGACAAUGGUCUUUUUAUAAAAGCAAAACUCAUAUUAACGGUGAACAUAUAAUUUUCAUCACAAGACUGCAACAUCCCCUAUUAACGAUCAUCCCAAGUUCUGAUUUUUUAUGGUUAAAUCGAUAACGUAUAGUUUUUAGGUUUCGGGUUUUGUUAAUGCUUCGUUUUUUUAUCAUCGUUCAUAGCUUGCGUAUUUCUUUCUUACACCAUGAAAGAGAAUCAUAGGCUCCUAUCCCCUAAAGUAUAAUACCUUGCUUUACUACUGCAACAUCCCCUAUUAACAAUCAUCUCAAGUUCUUACUGCUUAUGGUUAAAUCGACAACGUAUAGUUUUUAGGUUUCGGGUUUUGUUAAUGCUUUGUUUUUCUAUCAUCGUUCAUAGCUUGCGUAUUUCUUUCUUACAACAUGAAAUAGAAUCGUACGCUCCUAUCAUUUCCCUAUAAUAUAAUACAUGGCUUUACUUAAUAUCCUAUAGUUUGUACUGAAUGUAUCUAGCGACAAAUGAAAAUCUAAUGUGGACCAACCAGUUUUUCAAUUGAAUGUAAUGAUGCCACCUAGGAUUAAUUAAGGUUCUAAUUGAUUGACACCUAAGCAUAGACUUUUUUUUAAUUAUUACAAAAUUAAGGUUACAUCUUUUUAAAUGUUUCUCAAUUAAUAUAUAGGGGAUUAUUCAUGCAUGAAAUAAGUUGGAAAUUGUGUAUGAUAAUCUUUACCAUAUUGCUUAUAAAUUUUGUGUAGAACCAACUUAAAACUGUAAUUUCUAAUUCAAUUCGCUACAUGAUUAGAACAAAGAGUGUAUUUGGUUUGAAAAGUUAGAACGAGGGUAGAGCUAUUCGAUUUUAAAAAAUGCAAUGCUGUUACAAAAUUAUAAGAUGUUAUGUUUAUUGUGGUAUUUUUAUUGCAGUUUAAUAUUUAAUUAUGUAUUUUAUUUAUAAUUUUAUAUUCUAGUGUAAGAUUUAAUUAAUUAAUAUUGUUGUAAUAUUUUUAUAUAUGUGCUACUUCUUUAUAAUUUUUUAUGGAUUUCCAUUAAUUAUAACAAAUAUAAGGACCAUAAAAUAAAAUAUAAAUAAUUUUAAAAUUAAUUUUGAAAUUUUGUAAACUAUAAAAUAGAAAUCUUUUCGGAAAUACUCAAAGAAUCGAAAACGCUUCGUUUAACUAUUCAACCUAACCACCACACGCUUUCCUCACCUUAUAAAAACGCGACAAAACCAACACGCGUUAGAAACCCUAAAAGCUCAAAACUUGUCUGCAACGAACGACCGACUUACUCAUUCUCCGACAAACACAAGUCCUAAUACUAUUCGGAAACUUGUUUGGUGUUUACUUAAAUCUUCCUUGUUUGUUUUGUCAUAAUAUGAAGCGAAACCGAUCAGAGAAAAAGGUAAAUCUUCUUCUUCUAUAUAUUCAUCUCUCUCUCUCUCGCUCUGAUUGUUUGUGAUUCGAGAAUCUGUUGAAAUCUGAUACUUUGAUUGUAUGCUUUUUGGUUAAUCACAGAAUACAUUCAUCUUUGAGUUUUAUCAAUGGAUCGGAAGAACACGAGCGCGUGUAGAGGAGACGAAGAUCAUCCCUUUGCCUUGUCCUUCAAGGGAGGUGAAAACCCUAAGAAUAAAUCAUAUAAUGUAAGGUUUGAUCUGCUUGGUAUUGAAGAUUACAACGAAGAGGCAGAGGAUGAUGUUAAUGUUGAAUUGAGUGAUGAGUUAAUGCUUGGAAGACAAGUUACCGAAGAAACUAAUAGUAAGAGUGAGGAUCUUGGGGAAAACUCAAGGAGUAAGAAAAAGAAGAAGAACAAGAGUGGAAAGACUGCACAUGAAGAAGAAGAUUUGGACAAGAUUCUUGCAGAACUUGGGAUAACUCCUGUUUCACCAGCACAACCUGAACUAGUUGCACCUUCAGAUUGCUCAAAGGAUGGAGAAGAAGAGACUGUCCUGUCAGCUUCAUCAAAGAAAAGGAAAAAGAAGAAGGACAAGGACAAGAAAGUGUAUGCUUCUUCCGUGGAGGCUAAGGAUGAGCCAUCACAGCCUCAUAGGAAAGUUCCUAAACACAUUCUAGAGAUGCAAGAGAUGGUUGCGCGGCGGAAAGAAGCUGAAGAGAUGAAGAAGAAGGAAGAGGAAGAGAAGCUGAGGAAAGAGGAAGAGGAGCGACGCAUUCAGGAAGAGCGAGAAAAGGAAGCUGAAGAGAUUAAACAGAAGAGGAAGAUUAGGGAAAAGGAGAAGAUGCUGAAGAAGAAGCAAGAAGGAGGGAUUCUUACAGAGAAGCAGAAGAGGGACAAGGCUUUCAAGAACAAGAUGUUGUCUGAUGCUGGAAUGCUUCUUGCUUCAGACAAACAGGGUGAUUCCUCAAAGCGUCCCGUUUACGGCAACAAAAGAAAACCAGCUCGGACAAAAGCAAACGACUCUGGUUCUGUCCAGGUGAAAGAUCAUGCAAAUAUAACAGCUACGUUGCAUGACAUAGAUUCAGCUGUCAAGGAAAAGAAACAAGAAGCUGGUGAUGAGGAGGAUGAUUGGGAAGCAAAAAGUGAUGAUUCUGUUACUAUAAUGGGUGAUUAUGAUGAUGGGAAAGAUGCACCUUGGCUUGUGGUUAAGAAAGAGAUAAAAGACACUGCUGCAAAGGCCCAUUGUUCAGGUGAGGAUAAACUAAACACUAAUUCUUUUGUCCCUUGUCUGUUUUUUAAUCUAGGUUUCAAUACAGGUCCUGUCAUCUCUGAUAGACUAGCAUCGAAGGCUGAAGUUGCAGACAAGCCAAAAGAAUCUAGACCUAAGGUGGAUGAUGCUACUAGGCCAAAGGAUGCUACUAAAAGGGGUAAUGACUCAGAAGUUAAUGAAGUUGCUAAAGAAAGUCUUCGGUCUCCCAUUUGCUGCAUCAUGGGCCAUGUUGAUACUGGCAAAACAAAGCUGUUGGACUGCAUCAGAGGAACAAAUGUUCAGGAAGGAGAAGCAGGAGGUAUCACUCAGCAGAUUGGUGCAACUUAUUUCCCGGCAGAAAACAUCCGUGAGAGGACCAAGGAGUUAAGACCUGAUGCAAAACUCAAGGUGCCAGGUCUAUUGGUUAUUGAUACGCCAGGACACGAGUCAUUCUCAAAUCUACGGUCAAGGGGUUCAAACUUGUGUGACAUUGCAAUUCUAGUGGUGGAUAUAAUGCAUGGUCUAGAGCCACAAACUAUAGAGUCUCUUAAUCUUUUGAGAAAGAGGAACACAGAGUUCAUUGUUGCCUUGAAUAAGGUGGAUAGGCUAUAUGGGUGGAAAACAUGCAAGAAUGCUCCUAUAGAGAAGGCUUUGGCGCUGCAAUCCAAAGAUGUGGUUAUUGAAUUUAACAUGAGGCUUACUCAGGUUAUAACCCAGUUCAAAGAACAAGGACUCAACACUGAGAUUUAUUACAAGAACAAAGAAAUGGGAGACACUUUCAGUAUUGUGCCUACUAGUGCUAUUAGUGGGGAAGGGAUUCCAGAUCUGUUGCUAUAUUUGGUUAUGUGGUCUCAGAAAACAAUGGUUGAGAAACUUACAUUUGUUGACAAAGUGCAGUGUACCGUCCUUGAGGUCAAAGUUAUUCCAGGCCAUGGUACAACAAUUGAUGUUGUUUUGGUCAACGGUGUACUCCAUGAAGGUGAUCAAAUCGUUGCUUGUGGGUCACAGGGACCAAUUAUAACAACUGUUAGAUCACUAUUGACUCGUCAUCCUAUGAAAGAGCUACGUGUGAAGGGUACAUAUCAGCAUCAUAGAGAAGUAAAGGCUGCGCAAUGUAUCAAGAUAACUGCACAGGGCCUUGAACACGCCGUUGCUGGUACUUCCUUACAUGUGAUUGGACCUGAUGUGGACGUGGACGAAGCCAAGAAAACAGCCAUGGAAGAUAUGAAGUCAGUCAUGAGCUUGGUUGACAAAAGUGGUGAAGGAGUUUACGUACAAGCUUCAACGUUAGGAUCUUUGGAAGCAUUACUAGAGUUCUUGAAGUCACCAGAUGUAAAAAUACCUGUAAGUGGUAUUGGCCUAGGACCAGUGCAUAAAAAGGAUAUCAUGAAGGCCGGUGUAAUGCUAGAGAAGAAGAAAGAGUACGCUACGGUUUUGGCUUUUGACGUGAAGAUAACUACUGAGGCUCGCGAACUAGCUGACAACAUGGGAGUCAAGAUCUUCUCCGCUGAUAUUAUCUAUCAUCUGUUUGAUCAGUUCAAGGGUUAUGUCAAGGAUGUCCGAGAUGAAGAAAGGAAAGAAACAGCAUCUGAAGUAGUGUUUCCAUGUGUCCUUAAGAUUUUACCAAACCAUGUCUUCAAAAGAGGAAACCCAAUCAUCCUUGGAGUCGAGGUCAUCGAUGGUAUACUCAAGGUUGGAACUCCCAUGUGCUUUCUAAAAGAGAUUGGGAAGUCGAGAGUGUUUGUGGAUCUUGGUCGCGUUGCAUCUAUUCACAAAGACAAGAAGCCACUUGACGAUGCCAAGAAAGGCCAGCAGGUUGCUAUUAAGAUCGUUGCCUCUAACCCUGGAGAAGAGAAAAUGUUUGGGGAGGACUUUGAUAUAGAAGACGAGCUUGUCAGUCAUAUUUCUAGGAGAUCCAUCGACAUACUCAAAACACUCUACAGGGUAAGUUUUGACAAGUCUCUCUUGUUCUCCAGGCAUUUUUGUCGAAAAUAUUGUUCGGGAAAUUAAUUGUGUGUUAAUCAUAACUCAAACUGAAACCCUAAAGCCUCCUGAUUGCAGGAUGAGUUGAAGAACGAGUUGAAGCUUGUUUUGAAACUUAAAAUGUUGUUCAAGAUACAAUAGGUUUUUCUUGCCCUCAGAUUGAUUUUCAAGCUAAGCAUAGAGCGUUACACUGAAGAUUUGAGAGGGACAUGCUCGGUUUCCUUUGUUCUUGUAAUCUUUGCUGAUUUAUUGUGUUUUUCGGUUUUGAUAUUUUAGACAUUUUCUAAAUGUCUCUAGACAUGUUAUGCGAUCAAUUAACUCUCCCAUUGUCUCUUUAAAAGAUUAUAUGCAGGCUAAUACUCUGGCUGAAUGUUUUCUCGCCUACUGUCAUGUUUUGAUGAAUGUUGUGACAACCUGAAUUUGCUAUAGCCUCUAAUUUUUUUUUUUUUUUGGAAACCUCUAAAUUACUUUUAAGCACUAAGCAGUUAAGCACAGUGAAAAGAAAUUAAAAGUAUUUAUUUACCUAUUUUUCGACAUCAUAAAAAAGUUAGAACAGAACACAAAAAGUAUAAUUCCAGU
Messenger RNA from Brassica rapa (field mustard), 5862 nucleotides. RefSeq names its product eukaryotic translation initiation factor 5B. Gene Ontology annotation, biological process: translational initiation. Gene Ontology annotation, molecular function: GTPase activity; GTP binding; translation initiation factor activity. Gene Ontology annotation, cellular component: cytoplasm; mitochondrion. The record is from RefSeq and is a predicted model, not a curated record. Lineage: Eukaryota; Viridiplantae; Streptophyta; Magnoliopsida; Brassicales; Brassicaceae.